CGGGCGGCGCCAGGCUUGGCGGCGGCCACCGCGGCCAGGCUUCGCUCUGAUGGUGACCUCGCGUCUCUUUUGUAGUGUUGGGGAUGUUGUGUUGAAAAGAAGUUCGAAUGUGAGUUUUGAAGCACUUGUGGCCUUCAGGCUGUGUUGCCUGCCAUACAUCGAUGAGACAAUACAAUUUUUCGUCUGCCUACUCGGCGAGACUGUGAAGGGUACAGAAAUAACUGCGAAGCGACCGAUGUUAUCAAGGAAGCAAUGAACUAGUGGAGGAGAUUGACUUGCUGCACCCAUGAUGAUAAUUUGAGGAAGCUCUGAACUUACGUUGUCUGUGGAAGAUGUGACGUGUGCAGACAGUACGUCAUGAUGCAAGGCAGUUCAUGUCAUAGGAUGUCGUUCCACCCCGGCCGGGGCUGCCCUCGGGGAAGGGGAGGACACGGAGCCCGACCCUCCGCGCCCGCCUUCCGGCCCCAGAACCUGAGACUGCUUCACCCUCAGCAGCCGCCCGCGCAGUAUCAAUACGAACCUCCAAGCGCCCCGUCCACCACCUUCUCGAACUCUCCAGCCUCCAAUUUCCUGCCUCCGCGACCAGACUUUGUGCCCUUCCCUCCGCCCAUGCCUCCUUCGGCGCAGGGCCCCCCCCCGUGCCCCGUCAGACCCCCUUUCCCCAACCACCAGAUGAGGCACCCCUUCCCAGUGCCGCCCUGCUUCCCCCCCAUGCCCCCUCCCAUGCCUUGUCCCAACAGCCCCGCGGUGCCCGGGGCGCCCCCGGGGCAGGGCACCUUCCCCUUCAUGGUGCCCCCUCCUUCCAUGCCCCACGCGCCGCCCCCGCCCGUCCUGCCGCAGCAGGUGAAUUACCCCUACCCCCCGGGGGGGUACUCUCACCACAACUUCCCCCCUCCCAACUUCAGUAGCUUCCAGAACAGCCCCAGUUCUUUCCCCCCCAGCGCGGGCAACGGCAGCAGCCCCCACUUCAGGCACCUGCCUCCCUACCCACUCCCGAAGGCGCCCAGCGAGCGCAGGUCCCCCGAGAGGCUCAAGCACUACGACGACCACCGGCACCGGGAUCACAGUCACGGGCGAGGGGAGAGGCAUCGCUCGCUGGAGCGGAGGGAGCGAGGCCGCAGCCCCGACCGCAGGAGACCCGACAGCCGCUACCGCUCCGAGUACGAUCGCGGGCGAACGCCGCCGUCCCGGCACCGCAGCUACGAGCGGAGCAGAGAGCGGGAACGGGAGAGACACAGGCACCGGGACAACCGAAGAUCACCAUCUCUGGAAAGGUCCUACAAAAAAGAGUAUAAGAGAUCUGGAAGGAGUUACAGCUUAGGUGUCGCUGAACCUGCGGGAUGCACACCAGAAUUACCUGGAGAAACUAUUAAAAAUACAGAUUCAUGGGCUCCAGCUUCAGAGAUUGCCAAUCAUCGGUCUCCCAGCAGGGAGAAGAAGAGAGCUCGUUGGGAUGAAGAAAAAGACAGGUGGAGUGACAGCCAGAGCUCUGGCAAAGAGAAGAACUAUACAUCCGUCAAGGAGAAGGAGCCAGAGGAGACGCUGCCUGACAAAAACGAGGAGGAAGAAGAGGAACUCCUUAAGCCUGUGUGGAUUCGAUGCACCCAUUCAGAAAAUUACUACUCCAGCGACCCCAUGGAUCAGGUGGGAGAUUCUACUGUAGUUGGAACAAGUAGGCUCCGUGACUUAUAUGACAAAUUUGAGGAAGAAUUGGGGAGCAGACAAGAAAAGGCCAAGGCUGCUCGACCUCCGUGGGAACCUCCGAAGACGAAGCUAGAUGAAGAUUUAGAGAGUGCCAGUGAAUCAGAAUGUGAGUCCGACGAGGACAGCACCUGCUCUAGCAGCUCAGACUCUGAGGUGUUUGAUGUCAUCGCAGAAAUUAAGCGUAAAAAAGCCCACCCCGACCGACUUCAUGAUGAACUGUGGUACAACGACCCAGGCCAGAUGAAUGAUGGACCACUCUGCAAAUGCAGUGCCAAAGCGAGACGCACAGGAAUUCGGCACAGCAUUUAUCCUGGAGAAGAGGCCAUAAAGCCCUGUCGCCCCAUGACCAACAACGCUGGCAGACUCUUCCACUACCGGAUCACUGUCUCCCCUCCUACCAACUUCUUAACUGACAGGCCAACUGUUAUAGAAUAUGAUGAUCAUGAAUAUAUUUUUGAAGGAUUUUCUAUGUUUGCACAUGCCCCUCUAACCAAUAUUCCUCUGUGCAAAGUAAUUAGAUUCAACAUAGACUAUACCAUUCAUUUCAUUGAAGAGAUGAUGCCUGAGAAUUUUUGUGUGAAAGGGCUUGAACUCUUUUCACUGUUCCUAUUCAGAGAUAUUUUGGAAUUAUAUGACUGGAAUCUGAAAGGUCCUUUGUUUGAAGACAGUCCUCCAUGCUGCCCAAGAUUUCAUUUCAUGCCACGUUUUGUAAGAUUUCUUCCAGAUGGAGGCAAAGAAGUGUUGUCAAUGCACCAGAUUCUGCUAUAUCUGCUACGGUGUAGCAAAGCCCUGGUCCCAGAAGAGGAGAUUGCUAAUAUGCUUCAGUGGGAGGAGCUUGAGUGGCAGAAAUAUGCGGAAGAAUGCAAAGGCAUGAUUGUCACCAACCCUGGGACGAAACCAAGCUCUGUCCGCAUUGAUCAACUGGAUCGUGAACAGUUCAACCCUGAAGUGAUUACUUUUCCGAUUAUCGUCCACUUUGGGAUACGCCCUGCACAGUUGAGUUAUGCAGGAGACCCACAGUACCAGAAACUAUGGAAGAGUUAUGUGAAACUUCGCCACCUCCUAGCAAACAGUCCCAAAGUCAAACAAACUGACAAACAGAAACUGGCACAGAGGGAGGAAGCACUCCAAAAAAUCCGACAGAAGAAUACAAUGAGACGAGAAGUAACAGUGGAGCUAAGUAGCCAAGGAUUUUGGAAGACUGGCAUUCGUUCUGAUGUCUGUCAGCAUGCCAUGAUGCUGCCUGUUUUGACCCAUCAUAUCCGUUACCACCAAUGCCUGAUGCACCUGGACAAAUUGAUAGGAUAUACUUUUCAAGAUCGGUGUCUGUUACAGCUGGCCAUGACUCAUCCGAGUCAUCAUUUAAAUUUUGGAAUGAACCCGGAUCAUGCCAGGAAUUCUUUGUCUAACUGUGGGAUUCGGCAGCCUAAAUAUGGAGACAGAAAAGUCCAUCACAUGCACAUGAGGAAAAAAGGAAUUAACACCCUAAUAAAUAUCAUGUCACGCCUUGGCCAAGACGAUCCAACCCCUUCAAGGAUUAAUCACAACGAACGGUUGGAGUUCCUGGGUGAUGCUGUGGUUGAGUUCCUGACCAGUGUCCAUCUGUACUAUUUGUUUCCUAGCCUGGAGGAAGGAGGAUUAGCCACCUAUCGGACUGCCAUUGUUCAGAAUCAGCACCUCGCCAUGCUGGCAAAGAAACUUGAGCUGGAUCGAUUUAUGCUAUAUGCUCAUGGACCUGACCUGUGUAGAGAAUCAGACCUUCGACAUGCAAUGGCUAAUUGUUUUGAAGCACUGAUAGGAGCUGUUUACUUGGAGGGAAGCCUGGAGGAAGCCAAGCAGUUAUUUGGACGCUUACUCUUUAAUGAUCCGGACCUGCGAGAAGUCUGGCUCAAUUAUCCUCUCCACCCACUCCAGCUACAAGAGCCAAAUACUGAUCGACAACUUAUUGAAACUUCUCCAGUCUUACAGAAACUUACAGAAUUUGAAGAAGCAAUUGGCGUCAUUUUUACUCAUGUUCGACUUCUGGCAAGGGCAUUCACGUUGAGAACCGUGGGAUUUAACCAUCUGACCCUAGGCCACAACCAGAGGAUGGAGUUCCUAGGUGACUCCAUCAUGCAGCUGGUCGCCACAGAGUACUUAUUCAUUCAUUUCCCGGAUCAUCACGAAGGCCACUUAACUUUGUUGCGAAGCUCUUUGGUGAAUAACAGAACUCAAGCCAAAGUAGCAGAAGAGUUGGGCAUGCAGGAAUACGCCAUCACCAAUGACAAAACCAAGCGGCCCGUGGCCCUGCGGACCAAGACAUUGGCGGACCUUUUGGAGUCAUUUAUUGCAGCAUUGUACAUUGAUAAGGACUUGGAAUACGUACAUACCUUCAUGAAUGUCUGUUUCUUUCCACGAUUGAAAGAGUUCAUUCUGAACCAGGAUUGGAAUGACCCCAAAUCCCAGCUGCAACAGUGUUGCUUGACACUUAGAACAGAAGGGAAAGAGCCAGACAUCCCCCUGUACAAGACUCUGCAGACGGUGGGGCCCUCCCACGCCAGAACGUACACCGUGGCUGUUUACUUCAAGGGAGAAAGGAUCGGCUGUGGGAAAGGACCCAGUAUUCAGCAAGCGGAAAUGGGAGCUGCAAUGGAUGCACUUGAAAAAUAUAACUUUCCCCAGAUGGCCCAUCAGAAGCGGUUCAUUGAACGGAAAUACAGACAAGAGUUAAAAGAAAUGAGGUGGGAAAGAGAGCACCAGGAGAGAGAGCCAGACGAGACUGAAGACAGAAAGAAGUGAAGGAGGGCCCGGAAGUGGAGGCGUGUUUACUUGCUUAAUAACUGUGACUGUUGCCUGUUGAGACCUAGCCUAGUUUUCCUUCAAACAAUGAAUGAAGUGUGACCAUUGAAAUAAAACAUGAAGUCAACUGCU
This is a messenger RNA of Perognathus longimembris pacificus (Pacific pocket mouse), 4614 nucleotides long. It is a transcript of the gene Drosha, whose product is annotated as drosha ribonuclease III. Gene Ontology annotation, molecular function: ribonuclease III activity; double-stranded RNA binding. Gene Ontology annotation, biological process: pre-miRNA processing; primary miRNA processing; rRNA processing. NCBI's taxonomy places the organism in Eukaryota, Metazoa, Chordata, Mammalia, Rodentia, Heteromyidae. The record is from RefSeq and is a predicted model, not a curated record. Gene Ontology annotation, cellular component: nucleus.